This is a messenger RNA of Hermetia illucens (black soldier fly), 1550 nucleotides long. It is a transcript of the gene Cpsf5, whose product is annotated as cleavage and polyadenylation specificity factor subunit 5. The transcript is spliced from 5 exons. Gene Ontology annotation, molecular function: mRNA binding. Gene Ontology annotation, cellular component: mRNA cleavage factor complex. Bases 321 to 1025 code for a protein of 234 amino acids. The record is from RefSeq and is a predicted model, not a curated record. NCBI's taxonomy places the organism in Eukaryota, Metazoa, Arthropoda, Insecta, Diptera, Stratiomyidae.
UUUGCAAUCAAUCAUUUGAAUUAAACUUGUGCAAAUUUACAGCGGUUCCUUCACUGCAUCGCCGUCUGGCGUGCAGAGCUACCAACUUGACGCACGCACCGCUCAUUUCUGUGUGGUUUUGUUUUCAUACGUCCAAGGCGUGCGGGUAUAGUUCGAGAGGGAGCUUGUCGGCGGAGUGUAGUUUUUGAUUGCAAUUUAUUUUCGUUUAAACGAGUAAUAUUGUGCUUUGUGCGGUUAAUAAAGUUAGGAAAAAGCGGAAUAAGAUUCAGUUGUUUGAUUUUUCUUGUUUGGUGUCGAAUAACUUUGAAAUUCGUGAUAAAAUGGCGUCAACACAAGUCUCGAAUAAGCCGGGAACCGGCUGGCCGCGGCGGAGUAGUCAAGGUCCUGAUGGCCAACAACUGAAUUCGCAUAAAGUUUCGCCUAAUCAAUCGGUGACCAUUAACCGUACAAUUAAUCUAUAUCCUCUCACAAAUUAUACAUUCGGAACAAAGGAACCACUUUUCGAAAAAGAUCCUUCAGUUCCUGCUCGGUUUCAACGGAUGCGCGAUGAAUUCGAUAGAAUCGGAAUGCGUAGAUCGGUUGAAGGUGUUUUACUCGUACAUGAACACGGUUUACCGCACGUACUUCUCCUACAACUCGGUACAACAUUCUUCAAAUUGCCUGGCGGAGAAUUGAACGCCGGCGAAGAUGAAGUUGAGGGAUUGAAACGUCUCUUGUCUGAAACUUUAGGCAGACAAGAUGGCAUUAAACAAGACUGGAUUGUUGAAGAUACAAUUGGAAACUGGUGGCGACCGAAUUUCGAACCGCCCCAGUAUCCUUAUAUUCCACCGCAUAUUACGAAACCCAAGGAACAUAAACGACUAUUCCUCGUGCAGCUUCAUGAAAAGGCUCUUUUCGCGGUCCCGAAAAAUUACAAGUUGGUAGCUGCCCCUCUAUUCGAAUUGUACGACAACUCUCAAGGAUACGGUCCGAUUAUUUCGUCCCUUCCACAGGCGUUGUGCAGAUUCAAUUUCAUUUAUAUGUGAGAGACAGCAACGAAUCAUCACCACCAGAACGAGCAACAACAACCUUCCCAACAUCAACAGUCCAACCAGCAAACUCGCUCUCAUUCGCAUAGCUACCAUCAACAAUUGCACGAGGAGGGCUACUAUCGGUGGCAUCGAUGAUUCCUGAAAGCAUUCUUUCAUAAUAUCAAAUGGAAUAUUGUUAACAAAAUCAGAAUUAGGAUCAUUUCAACCGUGUAAAGAUUAUUCGGCGAAGAUUAUGAAUGUUAAAAAGCGGAAAGAAUAAAAUCGAGAUAAAUUAUAUAAAAUAUUUCAAAUAGAUGUAAACUUGUAAUUUUUAGUGGAAAAGUAUCUUUAUUCACGUAAAUUCUAUAUCUAGGCAUCAGGUUAAUUGUGUAUGGCAAGAAAAAAAAAACAAACGAGAAAUUAUUGUGCAUUUUAUUUUUCUAGAUUGAACAUCUCAAAUGAACACGCCUCGAAAAUCCAAUUCCAUUUUAUUUUCCUCAUAAGUAGCAUUAUAUUCUAAUACAAAUAAAAUUUAUAAUU